Messenger RNA from Medioppia subpectinata, 452 nucleotides. The record is from the annotation of a GenBank genome assembly. NCBI's taxonomy places the organism in Eukaryota, Metazoa, Arthropoda, Arachnida, Sarcoptiformes, Oppiidae.
CUGUACUGCGGCUUCCAGCAGACGGCCGACCGCUGCGCCAUCUGUGGUCAUCUCAUAAUGGAGAUGAUUCUGCAGGCGAUGGGCAAGAGUUAUCACCCGGGCUGUUUCCGAUGCCAACAAUGCAACGAGUGUCUGGACGGCGUGCCCUUCACCGUCGACGUCCAGAACCGCAUCUUCUGCGUCAACGAUUACCACAAACUGUUCGCGCCGAAAUGCGCCGCCUGUCAGCAGCCGAUCACGCCGCUCGAGGGCUCGGAGGAGACGGUGCGCGUGGUGUCGAUGGACAAGGACUUCCACAUUGACUGCUACCAGUGCGAGGAGUGUCGCCAGCAGUUGACGGACGGCACGUGCUAUCCAUUGAACGGACACCUGUUGUGCCAGAAGUGUCACAUCCAACGCAUCCAAUGAACACAUUUUCACAUUUUCAAUAAAAACGGAAAUCCUUUCAUUCC